Molecule: messenger RNA, 2274 nt
Organism: Pectinophora gossypiella (pink bollworm)
Lineage: Eukaryota; Metazoa; Arthropoda; Insecta; Lepidoptera; Gelechiidae
Exons: 3
Coding region: 40-2274 (744 amino acids)
Source: RefSeq, a predicted model, not a curated record
AGUACUACUUCACAGGACGACAUCGAAAUAUCACAGGCCAUGGAUCUAACAACAAUGGGUGCUCUCUGUGAGCUAAUCCCUCAAGAUCGAAAGGAUUUUUUUCAACGAACCGUCGAUAUCCUUGAUGAUACAUACCCGGACGGCUGGCGUUCAUGGGGGGUGAAAAAUGUAUCCUAUUCAGACCUCUUCGGAAAAUCAAUCUCACCGGCUGUUGAAGCAAAAUUACGCUUCGCCGUCCCUACCGCAAGGCUAGCUCUGGCAUACUCACCGGAUGACUGUUCCCUCUCCGAGAAAAAAUACCGCAUAAUCAAAAGGAUGAUGCUUCAGUGGCCACUAGGACGAGCGCUUCUGUACGCUCCGCACAAAAUUAUGGAGGAAAUUCAUCAAGAGUCGUAUGAUGUCUUCAUGCAUACAGUAAAAACACUGAAACCCCAGCUUACCUCUGUAAGAGGGAACUCCCCAAGAAAACGGAGCUCGUUGUCACCUCAACCUGGCUGCUCGUCGGCUGCCAAAACACCUCGCCGCGAAUCAGAUCCCAGUGAUCCCCAACUACAGCAGUCAUUUUUUGAAAAAAUGGUAGACCUUCUCGCAAAUCAGACUCAGGCAAUCGAAGGCAUUGCCGCUCAGAUUUCUACCCUAUCGUCAAGAAGCGAGCAAAGUAUCGCGGAUGAAUCCGAAUCAGAUGCCGAAAGCACACUUUCUGAUACAAAUUUUUCGGCACCGUCGCUUAACGUUAUCCCAAAAAGUGCCGUUGACGCCGAAGACACACAGGAAGCACUGCUGACAACACAAAUUGCAGAAGCUGAAAAAAAGCUAGCAGCAUUAAAAGCAGCUAGCAGUGUCGAAAAUUUAUUCAAUUAUGACUUCACACCAUCAACAGUUGAAGCAGAACCAAAAUUAGCAAAGGCUGACCAUCGGCUAGUCGAACAGGGGCGUAGAUGCCAACGACUUAAUGACGAGGGUUGGAAAAAUGUACGCUACGCCGAAGUACAAAAAACGUUCCACGCUACCCCAGUAUUUGGAGCACUCAAGGUUAACAACCUCCUGGCUACAUCAACGCCUUCGUGGAACUCAACUGCACAAUUAGAAAAAACAGAUCUCACUUUAGGUGCAAUAACACACGGAUUGCUCCUACAGAGGAAAGCGUUCCAAGAGAUCUGUAAAACAUUAGAUGCAAAGGCUCAACAGGAUAUACAGAAGCACCUCCUGGCUCCCGACAGCACUUUUCGGAAAAUCUCCGAUGGUCUCCUUCAGUACACAUGUGGCCGGAGGGCCGAAAUAAUUCAGCUGCGACGGGAGAUUUACAAAUCACCGAACAAGAUUCUUAACGAGAUAUUACAUGACAUCCCGCCUUCAGAUACACACCUCUUCGAUGACGAAAAACUAUCAGAAGUGGUAAAACAGGAACUGCGCUGGUGGCUUCAAAAUUUGACAAAAACGUCGACAAUACAAACUGCCCCACCAUCAGCCUUCGUAGCCACCGAUGCCUCGGACAUCGGCUGGGGCGCAAUAGUGGACAACAAACAUCUGUCAGGUUGCUGGAACAGCUCUCAGGUACAUUGGCACUGCAAUCGAAAAGAGCUUUGGACACUAUUAGAAGUACUGCAAAGAGAGUCGGAACAACUCCGAGGGAAAACCAUUUUGUUUCAAACAGACAACCGGACUGCAGCCUCGUAUAUACGAAAACAAGGUGGUACAAAAUCCAUGACUCUCCUGAACAUCGCAACCAAAAUUUUGAACUUAGCCCUACUGCACGAGAUCACAAUAGUACCAAAGUAUCUACCGGGCAGGUACAACGGUCUUGCCGACAGUUUAUCCAGACUGAAAACUCAACAGGAGUGGCACCUCGAUUCAAUGACCCAGCAAGCAAUUUUCCAAAGGAUGGGGCUUCCGACAAUCGACCUGUUUGCGACAAACGCGUCCGCAGUAGUCCCCAGAUACGUAAGCGAGGACCAGAAAGACACCAUGAGCGAGUUCACGGACGCACUCAGCAGACCGUGGAAUUACGACCUGGGUUGGGUUUUUCCCCCCCCGGCUCUAAUUCCUCGAGUACUGCAACACCUGAAUGCUUCCCUCGGCCACUAUAUACUAAUAGCACCGAAAUGGGAGAAAGCAUUCUGGAGAGCAGAGGUGAAAAAGCGUGCAGUACGAGCACCUUACCAGAUCCGGAAUCUCAAAGCUCAUCUGAUAGAUCUUCGAACCAACCUACCACCUCGCAACGUACAGAACAUGUGUUUAGAGGCCUGGCGAAUACGGGCUGGUCCGACGAAAUAA